CCUGUUGUUUCAAGUCGGAAGUAAAUUACGUGCCGGACUGAGAAACUCAACGCGUAGCAGCUUGUAUCUUUAUAUAUUUUAUACAUUAGCAUGUAAUAUCGUGUCGUAUUAUUUCAUUUGAUUGCAAGUCAUUCUCAGUCCUUCAACAGCAAGAUGUUUGCAAAACAGUUUCGUGUUAAGUCUAACACCGUAAUGAAGGGCUCCGACAGGAGAAAGCUCAAGGCUGACAUAUCAGCAGCCUUCCCUUCCCUGUCAUCUGAUGAAUUAACAGAACUGGUUCCGAACAAAGAGGAAUUAAAUGUUGUGAAGAUAUACACGCACAAAGGAGAUGGUGUCACAAUAUAUGUUGGGCAUAAAAACCCACUUUUCUUUGAAAUUGAGAAACAACUUUACCCUACAGUUUACACGCUUUGGCGCUAUCCUGCCGCCCUGCCUACAUUCAGGACAUGGCCUCUUGUACUUAACAAGCUAAUCGGCGGUGCUGACCUCAUGCUUCCAGGAGUGGUAGUACCUUUCAAUGGACUUCCAAAUGUGAAAAAGGGUGACCGCUGUGCUGUUACACUUGUCAAUAAUAGAGCUCCUGUUGCAGUUGGCACAGCUGUAGUUUCCAGUGCAGAAAUGGUCGAUUUGGGCAUGAAAGGGAGAGGAGUGUAUGUUUUGCACACAUACAUGGAUCAUCUUUGGUCUUUUGGAGAAAAGUCCUGUCCUCCCCCUUUGCCAGAUGAAGAAGGUGAAGCCCUUUUAGUGAAUCGUGAAGAAUGUGUGGCUGAUGAGCCAGAAGAAGGUGCGGAGGAAGAGGUGACGGAAAAGGAAAGUGGGAAGAGUGCGCUGCAGGAGCAGCAAGCAAGGGAGCCAGCCAAAUAUCAAGCCUGUCCUGGUGCUGUUGACAAAGAAGAGGAGGAAGUUAAAAAGGGCAACGAGGAAGGGGAGGAGGACCCAGAUGAUCAGAAGUCACCGCAAGAGGUCAUGGACGCGCUACUUUGGCAGUGUUUCCUCUUGGCUCUCAAAAGCAAGGUGAAGAAAUCAGAGCUCCCUCUGCUGACAAGUACUUUUCUCCGCAACCACAUGUUCUCCUGCUGCCCAAGCGGAAAACUACUAGAUAUAAAAAAGUCCAGCUAUAAAAAGCUCUCCAAGUUCCUGCAGGUCAUGCAGGAGGAGCACAGUAUUGUACAGGUGAAAGAACUAACGAAGGGCGUGGAAAGUAUUGUAGAGGUGGACUGGAAAAGCCCAGAACUACGCUUCUCUGUUCCUGAGGAAGCAGAUGUUGAAGCGGUUCCACUGGGAGAAACACUGUAUCAUCCCCCUGAGAUCACCACUUUAUACUCUGUUUCAGUUCGCCUACAGCCUCUUUUUGAAGAUGCAAACAAAAGGAAAGGUGUGGCACUGCAGCCUGCUGAGGUGAGAAGCAUUGUCACUGAGUAUGUGAAGAACAAUGACUUGGUGGAUGAAAAGAAUAAGAAUUACGUGAGAAUCAACCCAAUACUGUGUGACUGUUUGCUUGAGAAAUCGGAGCACCAGGACGUAGACACUCUCAAGUGGGAUGAGCUUUUCAGCAGGACAUUGGGGAGAAUGCAGCUGUGCCAUCAAAUAGUGUUUCCUGGACAACCACCCGUUUUAAAGAAGGGACACAUUGAGCCCAUUGAUGUCUCAGUGGCUUCCCGAGGGUCCAAUAAAAAGGUGACCAUAAUAAAGAACCUGGAGAUGUACGCUUUGGAUCCUUCUGCUGUAGCCACCGCGUUGCAGCACAGAGUUCAAGCAAGUUCCGUCCUGCAGCCCCUUCCUGGGGCCAAAGACAAAGUCCUGGUCCAGAUACAAGGCAACCAGAUUCAACAAGUUGGAAGUUUGUUGCUAGAUCAUUAUCGAAUUCCUCGCAAGUACAUCCAAGGGUUAGACAAAGCUCCAAAAGGUGGAAAGAAGUAACAUUUUAGUGCGAUACCUGCUACACUAUACUGGGUCAUCACAGCUUACACAGCUGUAUUCCUGUGGGCUUUUUGUGUAAUAUAAGGCCAUUUUAUGACAAAUGAUAAAAUACUGUUGUGCUGAUUUGUGUCUGGCAUAUUUGGAACACAUUGUUGCUGCAGCAUAAAUAAUUCCAUCGUUGUGAGAACUAUCCUCAAGUGUUGGUAUUUAUUGCUGUUAACUAAAAGCAAUAAACUCGUCAGUGAUGUCAAAUUGUCACGGAAACACUUUUUGACAGACUUUGUCAUGAUAUUUGUCCUGAAAUGUGAAAUAAUGAGCUUGUAAAAUAAAUAUUU
Molecule: messenger RNA, 2255 nt
Organism: Corythoichthys intestinalis (scribbled pipefish)
Lineage: Eukaryota; Metazoa; Chordata; Actinopteri; Syngnathiformes; Syngnathidae
Gene: eif2d
Product: eukaryotic translation initiation factor 2D
Exons: 15
Coding region: 154-1920 (588 amino acids)
Biological process (GO): translational initiation; formation of translation preinitiation complex
Molecular function (GO): translation initiation factor activity; RNA binding
Source: RefSeq, a predicted model, not a curated record